AUGAUAAGCAUGAAGAAAGAAAAACACAUCAAAGUGAGAAGAGAGAUGAUAGAGACAAAGAAAAUAAAAGAGAAGAUGGGGAUAAAGAAAGUAAGAGAGAAGAAAGAGAUAGAGAACGUAGAAGAAAAGAUAAAGAAAGAGAGCGUAGAAGAGAAAACAGAGACAAAGAAAGUAGAAGAGAAAACAGAGAUAAAGAAAGUAGAAGAGAACGUGAUGAAUACAAAAGAAGAGAACAUGAGAGUCGAAAAGAACAUAGUCGAAGAUCUAGGUCUAGAAGACGUGAACGAUCACCACGAAGAAAACAUUAGAAAUAGAAAAUAUUCCUUGACUUUCCUUUCUCUUAUUCUUAUUCUGAUUGGCUGGUGUUAUUCAGAUUCAAUGGCAUCUGUCUGUGCAACCUACCACACUCAACCACUCUUACUUACUACCACUUCUUUUCUCACUUUUCUUAGCCAAGUUAUUCCAGUCAACUUCUAUGACAAUGCAUUAAACGAAUAUAGAAAGAGAUUUUUAAGUGAAAACAAAUUACAGACUAAUUAUUGUCUUUUUUAA
Molecule: messenger RNA, 552 nt
Organism: Entamoeba dispar SAW760
Lineage: Eukaryota; Evosea; Mastigamoebida; Endamoebidae
Exons: 2
Coding region: 1-552 (183 amino acids)
Source: RefSeq, a predicted model, not a curated record